Molecule: messenger RNA, 1264 nt
Organism: Ziziphus jujuba (common jujube)
Lineage: Eukaryota; Viridiplantae; Streptophyta; Magnoliopsida; Rosales; Rhamnaceae
Exons: 3
Coding region: 1-1158 (385 amino acids)
Cellular component (GO): plasma membrane
Molecular function (GO): protein phosphatase regulator activity; protein phosphatase 1 binding
Source: RefSeq, a predicted model, not a curated record
AUGGAUGGUGUAUUGUAUAAUGCUGCAAUCAAUGGAUUAAGCGACCACAAUCUGUUUGUUAAUGUGGACAAAAACAGAUCCCACGACCAAAACAACACUAUUCUUCAUAUAGCAGCUAAAUCUGGGAAUUUACAGCAACAUAAUAUAAAAGAAGAUCAUCUGCUGCAUUUUCUUUACAAGCAAAACAAUGAAGGAAACACUUCACUUCACAUUGCAGCAAAGUUAGGGCAUCUGGAUACUAUAAAAAUUCUAGUGGAAAUGGCAAGAAAGACAGAUGUUGAGCAAAACAAGAAGCUGCUGACCAUGGAGAAUAAUGAGAAAGAUACAGCGCUUCAUGAAGCUGUUCGCCAUAAUCACUUGGAGGUUGUCAAGUUACUAAUUGAAGAAGACCCCAAUUUGGCAUUUCUAGUAAACGAUUUUGGGCGUCUGGUUCUAAAACAAAUUCAGGCUUUAACAUUAGAACAAGCUGAUGAUUUUGGAUGGACUCCUCUUCACUAUGCCGCACAUAUUGGCAACGAGAAACUUGUUGAAGGAUUUUUGAAAAAAGAUAGUAAGAGCCUUCCUUUCUCAAGGAACAAAGAAGGUAUGUCAGCCCUUCACAUUGCAGCAAAGAAAGGACAUAAUGCUGUCAUGAAAGUGCUGAUGAAAAGAUGUCCAGAAGUUUGUGAGUUGUUGGAUAACAAUGGUCGGACAGCUCUUCAUAUUGCAGUGGAAAGUAGAGAUGAAAUGGCAGUGAAAUUUUUCCUAGAACGGGCCAUGGCAUUUCAAGAUCUUAUAAACCUGAAAGAUAAGAAAGGAAAUACAGCUUUGCAUGUAGCCGCUACUAUAGGAGAUUUCCAUAUUUUAAAAAGUCUUACAAAUGACUCAAGAAUUGACAAAGGAGCUACAAAUAAGGACAAGGAGACAUUUGUCGACAUAAUCCUAUCAAACAAGGAGCUACAAGAUACUGAAAUGUUGAAGAUCAUGGUGAAUUUGGAGAUAGAAAUUGUUUUACCACCACGCUCUGAACAGAAGGUGGAUACAAGAAAAACAAAUGAAGCAGAGAGUAAGGAAAAGAAAAAAGAUAAAAUACAAAUUGAAGAAGACGAAGCCGGUUGUAAGCAGCAAACUAAUGAAGCAGAGAGUAAGGAAAAGAAAAAGGAUGAAAUACAAGCUUAAGACAAUGAAGAAGCCGACAGGAAACAGUUUGAAAAGAUGGUAAUGGUAUCAUCAGACAAGAAGAACACGUAUAAAAAUGAAGGAGGAUUUGGGACUAUGAUGAAGG